Molecule: messenger RNA, 750 nt
Organism: Kockovaella imperatae
Lineage: Eukaryota; Fungi; Basidiomycota; Tremellomycetes; Tremellales; Cuniculitremaceae
Exons: 2
Source: RefSeq, a predicted model, not a curated record
CACUCGAUUGCUGUCAGAGGAUGCUUGCUACAAUCCAUUGCUUUCAAUUCACACUAUCAUGCAGGCUCAGAGCGACAGCAGUGACUCUUCCGCCACUGAGCCGAUAGUUACUCUAGGCUGGUCAAGGCUCACCGAACAAAUACCUGUAGAAUGAUAACCAAUAGAUCAGAAAUGGAAACCCAAUAUUCCCAGCACGUCCGUCAAGGGGUUCCAGAAGGCACAGCGCGAUUAGCUUGUCGAACCAGAUUUCAGUACUGUGGGAACCGUACUGAUCCCCAUCAUCUUCCAACUUGUCCAACUUGGUCCGAGUGCCUCACUUUUUGCAACGCACAUAAAUGCGAAGACCAAUGCCGGGUCUCAAUCGCCAUCGCCGAGCACUCUGCAGAUUGGACCGAUGAAGACCCACAACUCUCCGACUGGGACGUGAUUGGCUCUCUUCACCAGGGUUCCGUUGAAAAUGAUACGAACACGACUGCAGCAGAAGCUGCGGAAGCCGGACGUAUCGAGGAAGCUGCGGAUAAGAUAUUGAACAUGUCGCUCGGAAACCUUGCGUUGGAGUGCCGUCCACUGGGUCCCGCGGAUGUUCACUCCGACUUGGCCACUGAAGAUGAGCUUGACUAGGUAACGCGUAUCUAGGGAAUGCCUUCGCGGAUUCGUGUGCUCAUGCUUGUGACGUCUCUUCCACCCAUGUCUCCAAGAACCCGCUGUCUUCCAUGAUAUCGUGCCACUUUGCCACCCACUGAUUGCCGG